This is a messenger RNA of Physella acuta, 4425 nucleotides long. RefSeq lists its product as uncharacterized. Lineage: Eukaryota; Metazoa; Mollusca; Gastropoda; Physidae. The record is from RefSeq and is a predicted model, not a curated record. Gene Ontology annotation, molecular function: ubiquitin protein ligase activity; cysteine-type endopeptidase inhibitor activity involved in apoptotic process. Gene Ontology annotation, cellular component: nucleus; cytoplasm. Gene Ontology annotation, biological process: regulation of cell cycle; negative regulation of apoptotic process; positive regulation of protein ubiquitination.
AGUGAGACAAUGACGUUCACAUAUUUCGCUUAAUAAAACUCUGGUACCUUAAAUUAUUACAAAUUAUAACAAUCGUUUUACUCAUUCCUAAUUACCUGCAGACGAUAAUUUAAUUGACUAAUAGACUUGAAAUGAUUCAGAUAAAAAACUAUAGUUUUGGGCGUUUUUUUUAGUAAUUUUGUAAUAAGGAAUAGCAUUUAUAUUGCGUUGAUUUUAAGUAGCCUAGAAGUGAUAUAUAAAACAAGACUAGAAGCCUCAGUUCUCGGUGAAUGAUCAACGUUCACGUGACACAAGCACAACCACUCGUGCCGUGUGCAGGUGAAGUGAUAAUUUAAGAAAAUAUAUUGUGAAUGAUCACUCCUUCAAUGAAGGCUUCAUGUCAACGAUUCGUUCAUUCAUCGCAUUUUUAAAACAAAGGGAUUUAUUUUCGUUUUGAAUGAUUGACAUUUCCUGGUCGACGAGAAUAGUGUAGAUAGAAGCAGUUGUGUUAGGUCACCUUAUUAAAACCAUAGCAACACACGGUCCUACUCGAACUCAGCAUGAACUGGACAGCAAGUGAGAUGCAGCGGUUGGUGACCUACAGAGAUGUCCAGUCCUUACUGGAGUCUAUGGAAAUAUGGACGCUCAAACUGGCUCAACAGGGGUUCUCAUACACAGGUCAGGGGUCAAAGGUCAGGUGUGAAAGCUGCGGUCGCGAGCUCGACUUUGAGGAAUUUUUAACUGCUGGCACCAUGCAGGAGCCGUGCCUGCCACAGUUCCACGCCAGUGGUUGUGUUUACACGUCACGUGCAGAGAGUGGGCCGUACAGUGUCACAUGGUCUGCCCACACACCAGGCAACAACCACACAGCACGUGACCUAGAGGUCAACAUACCCACAGACCACCCGGUCAUUGGGUCGAUGACGUCGUUAGAAGAGAGUACAGAGACAUGGUCAGAUGACGUGAUGACGACACCACAGGAUAAAACACCAACCUCACCAAGACACGUACAUCAGGAGAAUGUGAUAGUCGUGAAUAGCAUGGACACACCUCAUGAUAGAACAGAGCGAGACACACCCCAUGAUAGGGAGACAGAGGAGCCACUUGAUGAAAUACAAAGAGGUGCGUCUGGAACUGAGAUGGUAAUGGCGGCUGGCAUCUCAGCUGGUCCAGGAAACACACAAGAGGAAGUAAACACAAGUCGAGGAUCUACAGUAAUAAGGAGUGAAAGAAAAACUACAGAAACAAAACAUUUAGAACGAGAUUUGACGCACAUAUUUAUUGACGAGGGUGUGUGUUCUCCUGAAGUGGCAGAGGCCAGCGACACCUCCAGUGAAGGAGAGGUCCACAGAGUUACCUGCCCGAAAAAUCCUGGACAUUUCGCCUAUUUCCCGGUCAGACAACUGACCCUGGAACAAAUCCCAUCCCAGACACGGCACCCAGAGGUUCUCGAGUUCCUGAGACACUGGGCAACACUUACAGUCAGGAUCAGCGUCUCCCAUACUAGUCAACACCGGAGCAACCCACGCCCUAAAGGCACGUACUUUGGCACCGGAUGCGUGUUGCUAGAACCCUUGGAAAGUUUCACGGGUCCAGCGAAUGACAAACUUCAUGCAACGGAAACCUCUAAGAAAUCCUGGAUGUCUUUUUUAAAGAAAAACAAAGAGUUUGUUUACAUCGUCACUAGCACCCAUCUAGUGUUUGAUGACGAAGAAGCAGUGCAUGCUCAUGUUGAAUUCUUCUUUGAACACCCGAAUAGAAAAAACGUGAAGAUCAUCAAAGGAAAUUCGGUAAUUCCCUCACCGAUUUUCGGAGAUUACCGAUGUAUUUUAGUAUGUAAAACGUCAGACCUUAACACCGUUCAGCUGGUGAAUCAAACGAAAGAGAAGAUCGCGACACUAGCCGAGAAGCUGCCGAGUACAGUUAAAGAGUGCAUGACAAAGAAACUGUUUCUAGUUCACCAUCCCCAUGGCAACGAGAAGGUGUUGUCGUAUGGAGAUUAUGUGGCUGUGAGGUAUGCUCUGAAGCCUGGUACAGAGGGCGGGGUCACUUUGGUGAAAAUCAACAACAGCCAGUUAGGGGCCACUGCAGACGGCGACAUACGCAAGGUUCUUCUCUACGCGGCGGACACCUGCCCAGGUUCCUGCGGCGCACCUGUCCUGACCUUCAGGAGAUACAGGUCAGGUACCGGUCAACUGGUCUACAAGAUGGAGACCUGGGUGCACAACGGUCUGGACACAAUCUACUCACUCAGUGCCUCGCUAUUGAAAGAAUUCACCAGCGAGGAUCGUGAUCAAAUUUUGAACCCAGUACUCCAGCAAGGGCUGACAACUCCAGACGAGGAAGACAAAGAUAAUCCUGGUAACCAAGAAGUUGUGUCACCUGUUUUCAAAGUCACGUGUCACCCGUGCUACCCGGCCUAUGUCUUGUAUAAAAAACGACUCAUGAGCUACGACACCUGGCCAGCCCACCACAUCCACGAGCCCAAUCUUCUGGCCAAAGCUGGCUUUUUCUAUGCAGGCUACUCGGACUGUGUCCGAUGUUUCCAGUGCGGCCUCGGCCUGAGGUCAUGGAAGAAAGGCGAUGACGUGCACACCGAGCACAAGAAACACAGAGCGACAUGCCAGUACCUGGAGAUCCUGAUGGCUAGAUUGACGUCAGGUCAGCUCACACAUGAGGGGCAGACAGAUGAUGGUGCUACUUGUAUGACAAAUGCUGACAUGGCUAGAAACACAGCUGACGUCACAAGCUACACGGAUCUAAAAAUAGCCGUGCUGCAGAAAGAGCACGCGAUCCUCCAGCAGAUGUUGCAGUGUAAGGUGUGCUUCAGCACGCCCAUCGUGGACCUGUUCCUGCCCUGUGGUGAGCUGUGUGCCUGCAAGGACUGCUCCAAGCUGCUCACCCACUGCCCCAGCUGUCAGAGGCCGAUUCUGGCAACCGUCACCACAUAUUACACGUGAUCAUAUGACAAAUGUGACGACCUAUUACACGUGAUCAUAUGACAAAUGUGACGACCUACUACACGUGAUGUUGUGAUAAAUGUGACGACCUACUACACGUGAUCAUAUGACAAAUGUGACGACCUACUACACGUGAUGUUGUGACAAAUGUGACGACCUACUACACGUGAUGUUGUGACAAAUGUGACGACAUACUACACGUGAUGUUGUGACAAAUGUGACGACCUGCUACACGUGAUCAUAUGACAAAUGUGACGACAUACUACACGUGAUGUUGUGACAAAUGUGACGACCUGCUACACGUGAUCAUAUGACAAAUGUGACGACAUACUACACGUGAUGGGACAAAUGUGACGACAUACUACACGUGAUGCUGUGACAAAUGUGAUGACCUACUAUAUGUAAUGUUGUGGCAAAUGUGACGACCUACUAGACGCGAUGUGACGAAUGUGACGACCUACUACACGUGAUGUGACAAAUGUGACGACCUACUACAUGUGAUGCUGUGACAAAUGUGACGACCUAGACCUAUUACAUGUGAUGCUGUGACAAAUGUGACGACCUAUGUCAAUACCUACUGAUGGUUGUGACGUUAUAUCACGCCAGAUAUCUUUGUUCUGAUCUGUGAUAUUUGACAAUCAAAGCCUUGUUUAGUUUACCUUUAAUGGUUUUAGAUUUUCUUUCAUCAUUAUUUUUUGGGUGUGUUCAUGAUCUUUAUGUCUGUUUUCUCGAACAUGUGUUGCUAGAUUGACAACUGGUUCAAAAAAUCUUUAUCAUUAUUUUUUUAAAAACCUAUUGGUUUUUUUUCCUAAAAUGAAACUUUAUAAUUUUUUGACUAAUUAAAAAAAUAUUUUUUUGAAAACUGAUUGCUUAUUGGUGAACUUUUUUCAUCGUGUUUUUUUUUUUGUUUUGAGAAAAACUUUUCGUUAUUCAAUUGUGAUAUUUUAAAAUAUUUAAUUUUUGUAUUGGUUUAUUUUUAUAACACUUUAUAUUAGUAUUAAUAUUAUCACAUUAUUACCAGUAUGAUAUGGUGUGACAAUUAAAAACAUAUCACACACAUGUACAUGAACACCUGUUGUGUGUGUAUGUGCGCCAACGCGCGUGUGUGUGUGUUUUUAAAUGGUGGCUACUAUAGCACACACUUUCCAUUUUUUGAACUGUAUUAAAAACUGCAUUUAAAACUUGUUUUUGAAGAAUGUAUUUUACUCAGAAUACAACAGAGGAAAUAUAAUCAGUAUUUUUUAUUAUUUUAUCAUGAUCAUUUUUUGAUGAUAUAGAUCUAGAGAUACAGGAAAGAAUCUCCAUAAAACUUUGAAUACAGAAUUAAUUGUACUUUUCCUUUACUCACAAUUUACUCUAAUUAAGAGAGACUAAAAACUUAUUGAGAAAUCAAUACCUCAAUGUGUUCACCUUGAUUAUUGUUACAUGUUAUCUGUGAUAACUUUGUAUUUUCUAAAUGUUUGAAAUUAAUAAACACAACAUUAAU